Molecule: messenger RNA, 4462 nt
Organism: Macrosteles quadrilineatus (aster leafhopper)
Lineage: Eukaryota; Metazoa; Arthropoda; Insecta; Hemiptera; Cicadellidae
Product: DNA excision repair protein ERCC-5-like
Exons: 11
Coding region: 64-3762 (1232 amino acids)
Biological process (GO): nucleotide-excision repair
Cellular component (GO): nucleus
Molecular function (GO): single-stranded DNA binding; DNA endonuclease activity
Source: RefSeq, a predicted model, not a curated record
UAUUUGAGGUUAUGAUUUCUUUUGAAAUAGGACUUGAACUUAUCAGUUAUCCAAAAUAUUGCAAUGGGUGUUCAUGGACUAUGGAAACUAAUAGAGCCCUCUGGAAAGCCAGUUCCCGUCGAAUCGCUUGAAAAUAAAGUUUUGGCUGUUGACGUGUCAAUAUGGUUACAUCAGCUGAUGAAGGGCUACCAAACACCAGCUGGGGCGAGUGUCUCCAACGCAUACCUGCUUGGACUCUUCAGCCGAGUCUGCAAACUGCUCUUCACCAAUGUCAAACCUGUCUUUGUCUUCGAUGGAGGUGUUCCACAGCUCAAAAAGAAAACCAUUGCUGCAAGACAACAGCAGAAAAGCAAGUCUGUCCAGGCGUCGGAAAAGCUGAGAGAGCAGCUUUUGAAGAACUUGUUGAAACAGAAAGCUGUCAGCCAAGUGUUGGAGGAAAUCAGAGGACAGACGAGUCCGAAGAAAAAAGCUCCAGACAUGUUCGAACUGCCUCCCUUACCCCAAGAAGAUUCUGCAUCAGAAGUGGAAGAGAUGUCGGAGAGUUCGGAGGAAGAUGUGAAGCCAGUGAAGAUGAAAUACAAGGACCUGCACUGUGUUGAUGUCAAGAGUGCAGAGUUCAGAAGUCUUCCUGCAGACAUGAGACAUGAUAUCCUGACUGAACUGAAGGAGACUAGGAAGCAGAGCUCAUGGGGCCGCAUACAUGAGAUGCCCGAGGAGUCAACUAAUUUCUCAAAAUACCAGAUGUCCCGUCUGUUGAAGCGGCGCUCAGUUCAAGUGUCUUUGGAGGAGGCAGAGAAGGAGAUGGGAGGCCGCACUUUGAGUUUGCACGACGUAGAAGCGCUGAUGGCUGAGGGAGGGAUCGAAAUAAACCCGCAACUGGGCAAAAGGAUUGCAUCUGACGAUGUCACUAGGUUUAUAUACGUUAGAGAAAGUGACAAGCAGUCCCAAAUUCCUACUGGGGAGAAUAGUACACAAUCUAAAGGUUUCGGAAAAGAAGAAAACUCUCAAGAGCCAAAGAGUGUAUCCAAUGUGAAGAUCAAAGAGGAGAUUAUAAGCAGUGAUGAACUUUCUGAUACUGAAAUAUUGAAGGAAGUAGAAGCAAUUGAAACUAUACAUAGGAUAAGGGAAGAAACUGAAAACGUUGCUAAUAGAGAAGAAAAUAAUGAAUUUGCAACUGAAGACAUCUUUGAAAAUGACUCCAGUUCAGAAGAAACGUUUUUAAACGAUGUAAACGUAAUUUUGAAAGAAAACCGAGGUCUUUCUCAAGAACAAAUUUUAGCAAUUAUCAGAGAUCAGAAUAGAGACAAGAUAAAUCAGAUUGAUCCCAACGCACCAUCUACAAGUAAAGAAGGAAUUUCAAUAGAAGAAAGUUCGUCAGCGCAAGAUUUAGAAGUGGGAGAUAAAACUACUUCGACAACUUCAGCAUCUACAACUAACCCUCAAGAGAAAGCUUCAGACAUGCUCUAUUUCAAGAUGAUGGAUAGAAUGUACGAUUUCAAGAAUAAAAUGAAAAAAGGUAAAAAUUCAUCGGCCAAAAGAGGAGCAAAAGUUAAUAACAGUUUUGUUCCAAAUCUUGCUACUGGUAAACGAAAGCCGUCAGAUUCAAAACCUGCAGAUUUGUCUUCUUUAGCAUCAAAUACAAGUGAUUCUGAUAGAGAUUCUGAUCAUAAUUUGCCUUGUAAUGUCUCGAAGAUGGUAUCACCAAACAUGGCGAGUAUUUCUCUCUUUAAGAAAAGACCAGAGAGUAAACUUAACACGGUUGAAGAACACACGGCUACAAACGGAGCAAACAAAGUCGCAGAGUUAUCAUCUAGUGAAUCAGAUAAUGACUUUGUUGAAGUUAGUCCAUCUAAACAAAUGGACGAGAGUGUGAACGAUACUAAAGAAACUGUUGCUGGAAUAUCUAUUGAAAUUCAGCCAAAUACGGGUCCUAUUGAAAAUGACAUUUUCGCAGACAUAUUUUCACAAGAGAAUAAAGAACCAGUUAGUUUAGAGAAGAAAUUGAAUGAUAGUAGAAUCUUGAUCGAAGAACCAACAGAGAUACAAAUCAAAUUAAAUCCUAUUAAAAGUUCUAUUGAUGAUGAUAUAUUUGUUGAUGUACUGACUGAAAAUAAAAGUCGUAACAAGGCAAAUAUGGACUUUGAAAAUGUGGAUAAAAUAGAUAAUAAAAGCAUUGGUGGUACAAAUGAUACUCUUUUACACAGAAAGAGUAUUACACAGAAAAGUAUUACACAGAAGAAAAAUAACCAAGAGAAGAACAGUGAAUCAGAAGAAUCCUCAGAUGAUAUGUUACCUGUUACCGAAGAUCAGGAGAUUGCAUCAGAAGCUGAGGAAGAAACUGCAUUGCCUAAUAAAUCAACAGAAUACAAAUAUGACAACCAAAGUGAAACCCAGGACAAAGAAGGAGAGAAAGAAAGGGACAACUCAUUAACUUUUCAUAGUGACAAUCCCCAAGAGUUAGAAGAUAGCGAAGUGGUCGAUGAUCCAGCCCCGAGAGAAGAAAUGCCUUCUACUAGUGUUGAAAAACCAAAGAGGAAAUUAAAUAUGAAGCAGUUGGAAAAGUUACAGGAAAUUUUGGAAACAAAGGAACAAGAAAUCGUGUUAGACCAAAACAAAGAAGACCGCAUGGCCACUUCUAUGACUGAUCAAAUGUAUCAAGAAGCUCAGGAGUUGUUGCGGUUGUUUGGAGUGCCGUAUGUGGUAGCCCCUAUGGAGGCAGAGGCCCAGUGUGCAUUCAUGGACCUAAUGGGGCUCACGCAAGGCUCCAUCACAGAUGACAGUGACAUUUGGCUCUUCGGCGGCCGAACUGUCUACAAGAACUUCUUCGACCAGAAGAAGUUUGUUCUGGAGUUUAAAGCAGACAAUAUUAACCACUAUUUCAAACUGAACCGUAACGGCCUUGUGUUGCUGGCAUUGCUGGUCGGGUCAGACUACACGGAAGGCUUGACGGGGGUUGGCCCCGUCACUGCCCUGGAGAUACUGUCCACCUUCCCCCCGCCACAGGGGGACACCCGGGACUGUGGGGAGUUGCUGGCCAGUCUGUUGCAGUUCAAGCGGUGGUGGGAGUCAUCAGCACCUGGACAUCAGCAGCUGGCCAAGAAACUAAGGAACAUUGAUCUGCACCAGGGGUUCCCCAGCCAAGCCGUGGUGUCUGCUUACUUACAGCCGAGAGUCGACGAGUCCAGAGAGCCAUUCUCCUGGGGCUCCCCGGACCUCCCCGGACUGCGGGACUACGCUGAGAGAAGGUUUGGCUGGAGUAGGAGCAGAACCGAUCAGAUAUUGCAGCCUGUCAUCAACAGACUGUCUCAGAAAUCUAGUCAGUUGACCAUCCAUACAUUUUUCGGAGCUGUCCCGAACAUAAUGGCGCACCGAGAGCAGAUGAGUCGAAGAGUUCAGUCAGCUGUGAAUAGACUUGAAGGAGGCGGUGAAGACUUUGAACCUACUCAACCUCGACCCAGGCAACCGAGAGGCGGUCGGGGAAGAGGAAGGGGGAGAGGGAGAGGGAGAGGUCAAAGUGAAGAGGCGAGGCCGAGUGAAACAGCUGGUAGAGGGAGAGGCUCUCUGGACAUUGACGAGAACUUUGUCAAUGGGAAACUACCAGAAGUGAUUCCUCAGAGAGAGAAAGACAGGUUGGAAGCUUUGAAGAGGAAGCAGGCAGCAGUGGAGAUUUUUAAGAAGCAAAGGAAAGUUAAGAAGAGGAGGAACGUGAGGCAGAUUAAACCUGAAGCUGGACUGUCCGAGAGCAGUAGUGAAGAGAAUUGAGAAGUUAUGUUUCAAACUAUAACCAUAAAAGCAAAGUUUCUUAGUAGGAGGUUUUAGAGGAUCGGCAUAACUGUGUGAAUCAAAUAUCAGUAUUUUUGCACCAAUGGCAAUAGCUUAGUAUAAAAAUUAAGUAGAUUUAGGAUACUUAAAUGUAGAUAUCUGUGAGGAUUAUUUUCACUGUGUUUUAUAGUUGUUUAUUAUUGUAAAAAAGUUGUUGGAUUCUCUAGAUUUAGCUUCUUAAGAAUCUAACUGAGAUUUGAAACAACUGUUGGAUCUCUUAAAUAGCAAAAAAGCACAAAUGAAUAAAUAUUAUCCUACAUAAAUAACUAUAACAUAACUGAAACCUGGAAUAGCAAAUUUUACUUUUUAAUAAACGAGUGUUAUCUUUUAAAAUACCUUUUAAAAGUUUUAAUGAGGUUAAAAAUUUUACAAUUGUUUAAUGAGGUUCAAUUGCAUAAUAUUAUACACAAUUGUAACUGUUAACUGUAUAUUCCUAAAAUUUUGAUUUUAAUUGUUAUCUCACAUAAACAUUUCAGUCAUUCAAGUUUUUUGUAAGAACAUAUUUCCUAUUCUUAUUUAUUUAGUUGAAAGUUAUUUAUUCAGUGAGAAGGGAUGUUUACAAAGUUAUUAUUCAUUGUGUUCAAUAUGUUAUUUGAACAAAAAAUAUCAUCACAAUUUUUGUAUUUAAUAUCUUGUAAGA